AUGGGUAUUGCUAAGACGAAAAAUGCUCAAAAGCAAAAAAAGAUCAAUCCGUUCGAGCUGAAAUUCAAUAAAUCGAAGCACGAUGUGAGUUUUCAGUUUUUCCAGCUGUUCCGAAUCGUUAAUUUUUCAGAUUCUCGGACGUAAAAAAGGAGCACAAGUAGGAGCUCCAACAUCUUCUAGGAAAAGAGCUCACGAGCAGAGAGAGAAGACGUUAGGUGUAGAAUACGAUAGAAAAAAUAAAAUCAGUAAAAUCGUGGACAAAAGAUUGGGAGAAAAAGAUGGAAAAACUGAGGAAGAGAAAGGAGCGAUGCGAUUCACGGAGGAAAGAGUAAAAAAUUACAAACGUGCUUCAAAGUUCAAUUUAACUGACGAUAUUGGCGAUAUUGAAGAAGAAGAUAGUGAGUUCAAACGUUAAGUAAUUUCAAUUGACCAAUCGUGCUUCCAGUCCUGACCCACAAAGGAAAAGCGCUGUCGGACAUUGAAAAGUACGAUAAAUCAAUGAUCUCUGACUCGGAUGACGACGAAGAUCCAGGAAAUUUGGGCUCUCAUAUGGUGAAAGUGGCUCAUUUCGGAGGUGGAGAGAAAACGACGGAGGAGCACGUGAAAGAAAAAAUGAGCAGAGAAGACAUGAUCUCGAAUCUGAUUGCGAAGACGAAGUUCGCGAGACACGAGAAGCAGCAAGCGAAGGACGAACUAGUAGGAAAUUGGGAACUUCUGAAAUGAGAGAGACAAUUACAGGAACUAAUGACCGACUCGUUGGAUGCGAAGUACCAGAAUCUCAUGGCAAAGAUGCAGAGUUCGUUUCGUCCAGUCGGCAGGCAAUUGGUCGAAAAGGAUGAUUACGACAAACUCGUGAGUAUAACCCCGUGGAUCUUGUUUAUCUUUAUCUGUUUUCAGGCAAUCACUCUGAAGACGGAAGCGGAUGCUCGAGCUACUCCCGCCGAUCGAAAGAUGACAGAAGAAGAGAUGGCCGCAAAGGAGAAGGAACGCCUCGAUUCUCUGGAAGCGGCCCGCAUUUCCAAAAACAAUGCGGUGCUCAACUCGAGAUCUCAUAUCUCCGCCGACGAUGAUGUUGACGUGAAUGCGGGAUCGAAAGCCGAUGCGAGAAAACUGAAGCAGAAGAAUGCUAGAUUCGAAGUGCGUUUCGACGAGGAAGGAGCGAUGGUGGAAGAAGGGAAAGUAGAGAAAUCGAGCAUUAGGAAGGUCGGACACGAUUCCGAUGAAGACGAUGAAGACCUGGAGGAUGAGUUUGAGGACGAAGAAGAAGACUUGGAUGACCUGAUGGAAGACGAGGAUGAGUUGGAAGACGAUGAGGACGAAGAAGAGGAGGAGGAGAAAGUGAAGACGAAGAAACCGAAAAAGGGCAAGAAAACCGAGGAGAUCCUUGAUGAAACGGUCCCAUUUGUGUUCGAAAUGCCAAAAAAUUACAAAAAGUUCUGUGCUCUUCACGAACAGUAUCCGAAAGAUAUGGAGAGUGUUCUGGAGAGACUGGUGAAGUGCCAUCAUCCCAGUCUGAAAGAGGGAAACAAGAAAAGAUUGAACAAACUAUUUCUGAUGUGUCUCCGUUGGUUUGACGAUAUGGCGAAGGAGAAGCUCACCGAGCAAACCGUUCAGGAAAUCGAUCUGGCUCAAAGAACAAUGCACUCACUCCUCAAGGUUUGUUUCACUUCUCGCAAUAAGUAUAAUCGAGAGUUUUCAGUUCGACAUCCAGUAUGGUGUUCGGUGCGUGCGCGCUUUGAUCCGUCAGUACUGGAAGGGACGUCAAGACAAGGAGAAGACGGCGCCCGCUUCGUUCGGACUCAUUUCUGCCGUCCGUCUCGUUUCCGGACUCUUCCCGGUCGCCGACAGCUGGCAUCCAGUCGUUGUCCCUGCCUUCUUCCUGGCCACUGAAGCGCUCUGCUCUGCUAAGAUUCCAAACCUCGUUUCUCUUGCCAAGCAGAUUGUUCUAGCUAACACUCUCGUCGAAUACGUUUCUGAAUCGAAAAGGUAACUGUUAUAUACUCUAGCUCUCACUCCACAAUUUCGUUGUGCAGAUACGUGCCAGAACUCGUUUCAUUCGCCAGAAGUGCACUUUUGCUCGCCGUUUCUGAAAAGCCGGAAAAGUUUUCCACAAACGGAUUCCCAGUGUCACAGCCAUUCUCAGAGAUGUUAUGCGUUAAUGAAAAGGUGAGACCAUGUAAUUUAUCAGAGCAUAACGAUGAUUUUGCAGGUUUCGGAUAAAUUGGAACCCAUUUCACUGCGCUCAAUCUUCGGCGGAGCUCCUCAACAAAACGAGGCCUCAGUGAAAGUGACCAUACUCAGAGCGCUCAUUUCUUUAAUCCAACAACUUCGUGUUAUGUACUCCAAUCAAAAGGAAACCUAUAAUAUCGUCUUUAAACCAUUCCUCCGCAUUCUGGGAAACGUCAAGAAGGACUACCUUCCUAAGGAAAUACGAGAGGAACUGGAGAUUCUGACCGCUUCAAUGACGGCAGAAUGCGAUACGAAGAAACGUCUGAUCCAUCUGUCGCUGGUGAAGACGGAGAAGAGUAUGCUAAAGAUGUUGGAGCCACGUUUCGAAUGGGACUUCGAUCCGGAAAGACCACACAAGGGCCCGAAAAACGAAAACAAGAAGAUGACGAAGAAUCUGAAGAACGAGAUGCGCGGAGCCAUCAAGGAGCUCCGCAAGGACACCGCUUUCCUGGCCCGCAAGCAGAUGACGAAUGUGAAGGCGAAAGAUCGGGCACGAGUUGCGGCCACGAAGCGAGUGAUGGGCGGUCUGAUGCAGCAGCAAGGAGAGUGGAACAAGGAGAAGAGGACGAACGAAGUGGAGAAGAAGACGGCGAAGAAGUGA
This is a messenger RNA of Caenorhabditis sp. 36 PRJEB53466, 2830 nucleotides long. NCBI's taxonomy places the organism in Eukaryota, Metazoa, Nematoda, Chromadorea, Rhabditida, Rhabditidae. The record is from the annotation of a GenBank genome assembly.